AAAACAGUUAAUGUAGCUUCUCCACUAUUUUUGUGUUCUUCGACUGAAAGAAGAAAGUUGGAAAAAUUAAAAUGUUUGGAGAUUAUGAAGCUAAAGCUGUUUUCAGUCGAAGUGUCUAUCUUGCCUUUUACAAACCAUCAAAUAAAUAUGUUGCACUUAAAAGAAUAUCAGCUGAUAAUACCACAGAUGAAGAGAUGUCUCGGGUAUGUCAUGAGAUUUCGUAUCUAAGGGAAUUAAAUCAUCCAAACAUUCUCACAAUCGAAUCGGUUUUUGUCAAGAACUUCGAUAUCAAUAUCAUUUUUCCUUUCUACUGUUUUGGAAGUUGUUCGGAAGCUAUAAAGAAUUUUUUCUUUACUGGCUUUCCAGAAAUAAUAGCAGCUUUGAUUCUUCGUGAUAUGUUAACAGCCUUAGAUUACCUGCAUAAGAGGGGAAUUGUUCAUAGAUCGAUUAGAGCAUCUAAAGUGCUAUUAAAUCAGACCUCAGCUGUGUUAAUGGGAUUCAGAGAUGCGACAUCAUUAAUGCUUAAUGGAAAACGUAUUAAAUGUCUUCACAGUCUUCCUCAAUCAAAAAAAUCAGUUAAUUGGUAUGCGCCGGAAAUUUUAGAACAAAAUCUUAUCGGAUACUCAGAGAAAUCAGACAUUUAUAGUGUUGGAAUAACUUGUUGUGAAUUAGCUAACGGAAUUGCUCCAUUUGCUGAUCUUCCAUCGACUUUAAUGCUUACUGAGAAGAUUCGUGGUAAUCAACCAUCACUUCUCGAUUGCUCAACAUUUCCCACAGAUGAGAUCAUUGCACAAGCCAUGGAAAGUGGAAUAGGAAUUGGAGAAGCUUGGGCUGCAGAUCAAACACGUCAAAUAUAUUCCAGUCGAAGUCUAUCAGAUCAUUUUCAUAAGUUUGCUGAACAAUGUAUGGCAAGAUUUCCCGAUAAUCGUCCAACCGCUCAAUAUCUUCUCACACAACAUCAAUUCUUCAAACAGUGUAGGCAUACAUCGUUAGAAGAACAACUGAAAAUAUUCCUUGAACCAGUUGACUUUGACAGAAUUGACACAGACAAUCUGGCACAGAAACCAGACAUCGAUGAGUUGAGUAAAGGAAUCAAUGAGAAAAUGAAUAUCAAUGACACUAUCGAAAAAAAUCGGAUCCUUAUUCCUAAAUACCUAAAUAUUCUUACUUCAGCACCUCAAUUGAUGAAAGAAAUGAUCGAAAUCUUAGAUUUCUUUAUUGUUUAUUUUGGCGGGAAAUCUUCACUAUGUAGAAUUAUAGAAAACUGCUUCGUCAUCAGCAGAAAUAAAAUGGAUAACAUUUCAAUCAAUUCUACAACGAUUGCAAGAUUUCUUGAAGUAAACAACAUAAACUUUACUCCUGUGUACAAGAAAACAAGAGCAUCAACGAAAUCUUUUAUUAGUAAAGAACAAAUAGAAUUAAAAGAUGUUAGAAACGAAAAUGACACAUUUUUAUAUUCUUUUGUUAAUAAUGAUAAGAAACUGACUGUCAAGAUAACUUCUAGUGAAAUUGUUGAAGUUUCUUGUGAUAUUUGCACAGAGUUUUGCGAACAUUGUCACACUCUUUUAACAAUCAUUGAAAGCAAAGAUGAAGAAAAUCAUUUUUAUAAUUCUUCAAAGCGAACAAGCGACGACAAAAUUGAAUCUCAAUCAAAGAGAUUGAAAUUAGAUGAAGAAAAUCUUGAAAAUGAUUCAAAUAUUCUCAACUCAUCCAUUGAUGUCCAGGAGAUAAAGAUUAAAAAGAAGAAAAAAGUAAAAGAAGAUCCAGCAGAAUCUUUCAAAAAUUUAGAAAAAUUGAAAGUUUUAACAUCAGAAAAUCUUAUGAAAGCAUUUGGCAGAGAAAGUCAAGAAAGAACAUUCACAGAUUUCACUGAAUUUUGUGCUAAAAUUAUGAAAGAAAAUUCAAGUUUAAUUGCACUUGCUCAUGACUUGACAGUCGAACAAGCAGACACAACAACUUGGCAUGAGCUUCGAAUCGGAAGAAUAACUGCAUCGAGAUUUCACGAAGCAACACGCUGCACAAUGAAAAAUGGUUCAUUUGUCGAUAAAGUUAUGGGUAAGAAAAGUGGUUGGAGCUUCGCGAUGAUGAGAGGAACAGUUCUUGAAGAAUAUGUGUUUGAAGAAGUGAAGAAGGAAUUUCCACAACUUCAACGUUCUGGUCUCAUCAUGAACCAAAACACAAAUCCAUUGUUCGCUGCAUCCCCUGAUGGACUUCAUGAUGAUUUUGUUUUAGAAAUCAAAUGUCCAAGCACUCAACACACUUUCGAACAGUACAUUGACGUUAAUAAACUUUCAAAGAAAUAUUUCGCUCAAAUUCAAUUGCAAAUGUUUGUAACUGAGAAGAAGAAAGCUCUGCUUGCUGUCGCACAUCUCGACUUUGAAAAGACCCGGGAAUUGACAAAAGUGUGGAUUCCACUUGAUCCUGACUACAUUGAAGAAAUGAUUCAACAAGCAACAGAGUUUUAUGAAAAAGCAAUUUUUCCUGCUCUUAAAAAGAAGUUUCUGAAAAAACUUUAAACUUUGACGAUUAAAAUUAUGAAAAUAAAGAAAAUUUUUUACACCA
Clunio marinus is the source of this 2562-nucleotide messenger RNA. The record is from the annotation of a GenBank genome assembly. NCBI's taxonomy places the organism in Eukaryota, Metazoa, Arthropoda, Insecta, Diptera, Chironomidae.